AUGAGCUGGAAAUCUGCAAAAGAACUGACGGCGUUUGCUGGACUAAUUAUAACGAUGCAUAUGGCCUACUACGCCAUCCAGAACAACCCUGGAAUGGUACCACCACAUGCGCGACAAGAACUCUUCUACGUCCGAUGGUUAAAAGAAAAGAUACCCGCAUUGCAAGGAUAUGGAAUUAAAGGAGAAACACGGGACGACAAGAAC
This is a messenger RNA of Mesorhabditis spiculigera, 204 nucleotides long. Lineage: Eukaryota; Metazoa; Nematoda; Chromadorea; Rhabditida; Rhabditidae. The record is from the annotation of a GenBank genome assembly.